Diplodia corticola is the source of this 843-nucleotide messenger RNA. RefSeq names its product sorbitol utilization protein sou2. Gene Ontology annotation, molecular function: oxidoreductase activity, acting on NAD(P)H, oxygen as acceptor. The coding region runs from base 1 to 843 and encodes 280 amino acids. Gene Ontology annotation, cellular component: intracellular anatomical structure. NCBI's taxonomy places the organism in Eukaryota, Fungi, Ascomycota, Dothideomycetes, Botryosphaeriales, Botryosphaeriaceae. The record is from RefSeq and is a predicted model, not a curated record. The transcript has 3 exons.
AUGGUCAUGCCCUCGCACCCCAACGCCUCCGCCCCCGUGCUCUCGCACUUCUCCCUCGCCGGCAAAGUCGCCGCCGUGACGGGCGGCGUGCGCGGCAUCGGGCUCGCCGUCUCGCAAGCCCUCGUCGAGGCCGGCGCGCACGCCGUCGCCAUCAUCUACGCCUCGACCCCGGACGCCGACGCCGCCGCCAUCGCGGCCGACCUCGCCGCCAAGAGCGGCGCCGGCAACACCGCCGUCCGCGCGUACAAGUCGCGCGUCGAGGACAAGGCCGACAUCACGGCGACGCUGGAGCGCGUCGCCGCCGACUUUGGCCGGCUGGACGUGGUGGUCGCGAACGCGGGCAUCGCCGACAUGGCGCCCGCCGAGGACGUGGCCGAGGAGAAGUGGCGGCGCGUCAUGGGCGUCAAUCUGGACGGCGCCAUGUACACGGCGCAGGCGGCGGCGAACGUCUUCAAGCGCGCGAAGGAGAGCGGCAAGGAGGACGGGAAUUGGGCGGGCAACGUCAUCUUCACGGCGAGCGUGAGCGCCACGCUGGUGAACAUCCCGCAGAAGCAGGCGGCGUACAAUGCGAGCAAGGCCGCCGUCGUGCACCUGGCCAAGAGCUUGGCCGUCGAGUGGGUCGAUUUUGCGAGGGUCAACUGCGUGAGUCCGGGGUUUAUUGAUACCGAGAUCCUGUUGUUGCACCCGCCCGAGAUGAGGGACAAGUGGCUCGACAUGAUCCCUGGCCAUCGGAUGGCGGACGCGCAAGAGCUGAAAGGCGCCUACGUCUUCUUGGCUAGCAACGCAAGCACUUAUAUGACUGGGGCAAAUCUCAUCAUUGACGGCGGCUACACUUUGCCAUGA